Molecule: messenger RNA, 639 nt
Organism: Pseudogymnoascus destructans
Lineage: Eukaryota; Fungi; Ascomycota; Leotiomycetes; Thelebolales; Thelebolaceae
Exons: 5
Coding region: 1-639 (212 amino acids)
Source: RefSeq, a predicted model, not a curated record
AUGGCGAAACUCAAGGCACAUGAAGAACUCUCCACUAAUGCGAAUACUAUCAAAGCUCGCAACUGCGUCUCCAACCUUACUGAAGAUGAGAAGGCUGUUCACUUAGCACUCAAGGCUGACCAUGCUGAUCUGAGCUACUACUUAAAGAAGUUAUAUAAGACUGAGAAGGGUACCCAUGCAUCUUGCAUUGCGAAUCAGAAAGUCAAGAAUAUUAGCGCCUCUUCUUCUCCACAAGCCCCACCAUCUACUCCGCCCAAACAACUUCUGUCUGAGCUUGCUGCAUUUGAGGGUAUCUCAACGCGAGAUAUUUUAAAUGACGAGGCUGUUCUACCAGAUGAGCUUUCCGAUGAAGAGAUCACUAGCACCCAGGCUCUCUUAACUCAAGCGCACAUUGAUGCCCAUGAAGAGUCCAAUUUCCGCAAGUGGCAACAUUUCUGGGAUAGCUGUAUCCACUCAUAUACGAGAAAGGCUGGAAAGCUGAGAAAGAAGCCUGAGCGUCUCUUUGAGUAUAUGCCGUGGAUUGAUGUAGAGGAAGGCUUCAAAGAGGCGUUCUUACUUGUCUACUCUAAGAAGUUUGAUAAGGAAAAGUGGGCUAAGGUAUCAGCUGCACAGGAUAUGUUGUUCCUGGAGCUAGAGUAG